This is a messenger RNA of Anneissia japonica, 3021 nucleotides long. Its product is annotated as bifunctional arginine demethylase and lysyl-hydroxylase JMJD6-like. Gene Ontology annotation, molecular function: histone H4R3 demethylase activity; P-TEFb complex binding. Lineage: Eukaryota; Metazoa; Echinodermata; Crinoidea; Comatulida; Comatulidae. Gene Ontology annotation, biological process: phagocytosis. The record is from RefSeq and is a predicted model, not a curated record. The transcript has 8 exons. Bases 129 to 1331 code for a protein of 400 amino acids. Gene Ontology annotation, cellular component: cytoplasm; nucleus.
AAAUAAUUAUAUUUUAAAAAAACAAAAAUGUGUUGGUGUGUACGUGCGAUUUGAUUGAAUGAUUUCUGGAAGUUCGCACACUGUUUUACUUGUUUUAUUCCUGAUGGUGGAAAUUAUUUUAAAUCAGGAUGGAUCGUAGAGUAAAAAGAAGGAUAUGGGAGUCAAAACGAGCAGCUAGACCAGAACUAAGAGAUAGCUAUGAUUGGGAGAGACACAACUAUUAUGACUACUUUGAUUGUGGACUGGAGUCAUUUCAAGACAAUGCGACACGUGUUGACGCCCGAUGCACGUCGGAAGAAGAAUUUGUUGACAAGUUUGAGAAACCCAUGCUGCCAUGUGUUAUAGUUCAUUGCCAGGAUAAUUGGCAAGCAGAAAAAAAAUGGACAUUAGAGCGUCUGAUCAAGAAAUACAGAAAUCAACGAUUCAAAUGUGGAGAAGACAACGAAGGCUACUCGGUUAAAAUGAAAAUGAAGUAUUACGUGGACUACAUGCAGUACACAAAGGAUGACAGUCCACUCUAUAUAUUUGACAGCAGCUUCGGUGAUCAUCCCAAAAAGAAGAAGCUGAUGGAAGAUUAUGAAGUACCAAAAUAUUUCCGAGAUGAUUUAUUUAAGUUUGUUGGUGAAGAUAAGAGGCCUCCGUACAGAUGGUUUGUAAUGGGUCCAAAGCGCUCAGGCACUGGCAUCCACAUUGACCCUCUGGGUACCAGCGCUUGGAAUGCACUUGUCAAGGGACAUAAAAGAUGGUGCAUGUUCCCAACUCAUACACCCAAGGAGCUAAUAAAAGUGAAGCCUGAAGAGGGCGGCAAACAGAUUGAUGAAGCUAUAACGUGGUUCAAUGUAAUCUACCCAAGAACAAAACAGUCGUCAUGGCCACAAGACUGCAAACCUAUUGAAAUUCUACAGGGUCCAGGCGAGACAGUUUUUGUACCAGGUGGCUGGUGGCAUGUUGUAAUCAACCUGGAUGAUACAAUUGCUAUUACUCAGAACUUUGCAAGUAAUACUAACUUCCCGAUUGUAUGGCACAAGACAGUCCACGGGAGACCAAAACUAUCCAAGAAAUGGAUAAGUGCGCUGAAGAGAGAGUUACCACACUUAGCAGAAGUGGCUGACCUUGUUGACCUCAAUAAGCCAACUCAUAUACAAUCAGAUAGCUCAAGUGGGUCAUCGUCAUCAAGCAGCUCAUGCUCAGAGAGUGCAGACGACGAAAAGGGAGAGAAGGAACACGAUAGACGCUCAAAAAGACGGAAAACAUCGAUGAUGAAUAGCAAUGACUCUGAAGAGGAGCAUCGGGAUGUUGAGGAAGACGAGGAUUGUUCCAAUCAGAGAUGACAGCAACUUAGAUCUUACAAAUCAUUAUAACAGAAUUAUAACAACGAUGGCCUACAGCUUUACGUAGAUACUUUUGUGCAAGAACAUUGUCAAGUAGUUGUUAGUGUUAUUAGCAGCUUGAGUACUUUGAUGACCAACGCAGAUAAAAUCAUGACUUUAUAUAGACGUUGCUAUGAUUAAAGAAGGCAUUCGAGUCUACACUCCCACCUAAGAAUUCUAUGGUAGUACAUGCCCACCAAACUAUUUUGCAGGGUAGUAGUGCUGAAUGUGCCUUAAAGUUGAAGACUAACCUUAUAUUGCAACAUCUACACAGUGAACAAUUGCAAUGGCCCUGUCACACCUUGACGAUUUAGCCAGCGUAUGCCAACGUAUGAAAAAAAUGGCGAAUACGCUGGCGUACGCUGAAUAAGUUAUUGGUAAGUUUCGUAUAAGCUAAGCAUGCUGGUAUACGUCCUGGUACAGCGACUACAUCGAAAAGUUUUUUGCAUGCACAAAACUUUUCGACAUAUGCCAGUGUAUGGCUUGUAGGCAAGUUAAGCGAUCGUUGACACACGUUACUUGUAAGUUACUCAAAAGUCAAAACGUAUUUCUAACCUAUGAGUAAUGUGCUUCGAACUUAUAUGUAACUUAUAACAAACUUAUCUCCAAUGUAUGUAGACAUAUUUGACGUGUUCCAGAAGACCACAAAACUUACAGUUAUCGUAUAAUGGCGUAUUGGUAGCGUUUAAGGGAAUAGGUAUAUUAAAAUGGGGCGAUGUCUAGUGUGGUUAUGAUUUGAAUCAACGAGCGGCAGCCUUUUUAUAGGUUACAUCACAUGGUCAUCGUCGAUACGCGGCCGCGCAUAAGGUAGACGCCGGCAACACACUAAGCAUUCGUUUGUGUAAGUUUCCUAUAAGUUACUAAUAGGUUAUUUAUACUUCAAACUGUUUUUGUUAUGUAUUGGAAGUUGACAGCUUGUUUCGAGUAGUUAAUUGAAUUUUGAGGUUUUCCUGAUUUCACCAGAGCAUUUAUCCCUAACACCCUGACAUGUAAUGAAGAUAAAAGUAUUGUAUACAUGUUUUUAUAGUCAUUGUACUUGGUCUGUGUAAUUGCUAUUAACUAGAAUAGAACAAUAGAGAAGCUACCACUAAAUAUAUAUAUAUAUAUAUAUAUAUAUAUAUAUAUAUAUAUAUAGUGACAAUAGAAUGAUGAAUAAUAAAAGUAAUCUUACAAUAAACCAUCCAGUAAAAAAUUUAAAACUGUUGAAUAUGAUUGCAAUCUUGUAAUUGUUAUAUAAUUUUUAUUCGUCCAUAGCCACUCAUGUGUUUCCAUCCUAUACUUUAUACUAUCAAAUACAGAAAUGUAUGUAGAGAGUUUUCCAUAGGGCAUAUUUUUAUUCUACAAAUGUGUGCUUUGUACAUUAUUCUUGUUAAAGGUGCAUAAAAUGAUUGGUCAAAAUACAUCUCAAUAAUUAUGAAUGCAAAUUAUUUAUGAAACCAUAAUCAUAAUUUGGGUGAAAAAACUGAGGUACAGAGUGUUACUAAUUUUAGAAAGUUUCUAUUAUAUUACUUAGAUGUGAAAUUUGAAUGCUUUAUAAAUGUGUUCAUGUACUGUUAGUGAUUAAUAUUGAGGUUAAAGUUACCUUUUCUGUUUCAAUAACCCCUUAUGAAUGGCUUAAUAAAUACUAUCUUAUUAUAACUCUUGACUCAUA